UGAUACUUAUGUCAAAGUUCAAGAGAAUUCCGAUAUCAUCUGGAAAUCACAACGAUAUACUUUGAUCACAGAAUUUGUAAAAAAACCUUCUUUGCCAGCACCAUUCAUAAUAAUAGCACAUUUUUAUCGACUAUUAAAAUAUGCUUGGGCUAAAUAUAGCCACCGCCAUAAGGAACAAUUGGAUGAUAAUACAACUACUAUCCAAAUAUCAAGAAAAAAUAUUAAUAUACCAAAAUUGGAAGCAUGGGAAAACUGGAUGGCAUUUACUUACUGGCGGAAAUUCGAGAUCUAUUUCGCUAAAGUAAAGUAG
Messenger RNA from Trichoplax adhaerens, 310 nucleotides. RefSeq lists its product as uncharacterized. Gene Ontology annotation, biological process: calcium ion transmembrane transport. The record is from RefSeq and is a predicted model, not a curated record. The annotation marks the transcript as partial. The transcript has 3 exons. Gene Ontology annotation, molecular function: ligand-gated calcium channel activity. Lineage: Eukaryota; Metazoa; Placozoa; Uniplacotomia; Trichoplacea; Trichoplacidae.